Messenger RNA from Callorhinchus milii (elephant shark), 1485 nucleotides. Its product is annotated as growth arrest and DNA damage-inducible protein GADD45 gamma. Gene Ontology annotation, biological process: regulation of cell cycle. NCBI's taxonomy places the organism in Eukaryota, Metazoa, Chordata, Chondrichthyes, Chimaeriformes, Callorhinchidae. The coding region runs from base 374 to 859 and encodes 161 amino acids. Gene Ontology annotation, cellular component: cytoplasm; nucleus. The transcript is spliced from 4 exons. The record is from RefSeq and is a predicted model, not a curated record.
GCAAACCCAGAGAGCAGAGAAGCCGCUGCGAGGGUUUAGUAUUUUUUUUAUAUACAGUGUGUGUGUGUGUGUGUUCUGGUCGUUAAGGACUCGUCGUGCAAAGAGGAUCAGUCAACUCAGUCUCACUCACAUCACAUCACAUCCACCGCUGCAACGUCGCACCUGCAAAACCUGCAGAGAGAGACCCCCCCUCAUCACCACCUCCAACCCCCUCCUCCCCGACCUCCUACUGCUUUAUUCUCUGCAAAAGGAAGUCGUUAGUGUUUUGCAUCUCCAGUUUAUUUGGGGGGUGUUCGAGAGCAGCAGAAGGCAUUUUAUUUCUUAAUUUUCCUACCCCCGCCCCCCCCCCCACUCCUGCUUUGCUCCGACAAAUAUGACCCUGGAGGAAUUCAACGACAUCGAGGAAACCCAAGUGGAGAGCACCGAAAGGAUGCAAGCUGCUGGCAAAGCCCUGGAGGAGCUGUUGGCCUCGGCGCACCGCCAGCACUGCCUGACCGUUGGCGUUUACGAGUCUGCAAAAGUCAUGAAUGUAGAUCCUGACAGCGUGGUCCUUUGCCUCUUGGCCACGGACGAGGAGGAUGAGGGCGACAUCGCUCUGCAAAUCCACUUCACCCUGAUCCAGGCGUUCUGCUGCGACAACGACAUUAACAUUGUGCGGGUCAACGACAUCCAGAGGCUCGCCGAGAUCCUCGGCAAACCCGAGGACGGCGAGGAGCCCAGGGACAUGCACUGCAUCCUGGUCACGAAUCCAAGCCAAGAUUCCUGGAAGGAUCCAGCUUUGGAAAAAGUCGGUGUCUUCUGCGAGGAGAGCCGCUGCACAAAUCAGUGGGUCCCCAGCAUUUCCUUUCCGGAGCGUUGAUGUUGUUGCCACGGAUCUGCUGGAAACGUUUGAUUUAUUUUGAGGUUGCCUCGUUCAGAAGGAAGAGCCGCGUUGGAAGCAUCGCUUCCUGGAUCUGUGGGUUUAAGACUGUCUGAUGUCUUGGUCAAGUCACACGGAUGCACGGCCAGGACUUCGUGAUGGUGGAUCGGGAACACAGAGGACAAAGUUGCGGAAAAGUUGGCUAAAUGGACCACAUGUUGCACAACAUCUGGACCUAGAGCAAAGAGGAGCAUGCAAGAAAGAGAAGAUGCAUCAUGCCAUGGAGCCCACGGAGGAGAUUAAACGGUAGAUCAAAACUACAUGGAGACUGUGGGACUUGGUUAUCUGUUUCUGGGAAUAUGAACUAUUGAUCUCAGCCUAAGUACAAUAAGUUGUGAAACAAAAAACUCAUUCAGAUUUGGCUAGAACAUGGGAGUAUCAAAUAACCUGUUACAGCCAUGUUGCCUGUACAACUAUAUUGAGAUAAAGGAUUUAAAGACUUUUUAAAACGUAUAUAUUAUAUUUUUAAGUUAAUAGAUAUUUAUGAUUCAUACUUUGAAAAUGUAAAUCGUUUUCCAAACCACUUGAAAUUUUCCUUCCAAAUAAAGUACGUAUAUAAAACCGAA